This is a messenger RNA of Malaya genurostris, 3330 nucleotides long. RefSeq names its product phosphatidylserine synthase (gene l(3)77CDf). Gene Ontology annotation, biological process: phosphatidylserine biosynthetic process. Bases 410 to 1816 code for a protein of 468 amino acids. Gene Ontology annotation, molecular function: L-serine-phosphatidylethanolamine phosphatidyltransferase activity. The transcript has 7 exons. NCBI's taxonomy places the organism in Eukaryota, Metazoa, Arthropoda, Insecta, Diptera, Culicidae. The record is from RefSeq and is a predicted model, not a curated record.
UGAUCUGUCAGAAUAAAGUAAUGUUCUGAGCUAAUUUUUGGAACGUCAGUUCCAUUUCUUUUACUUUGAUCGCACAGUUCACACUUGAUCAAACGUUCGUGAUCGUGACGUAAAAAUAUAGAGCAGCACAUUGAUUACUCUCGCUAGAAAAAAAAAGAUUAAGGAAGAAAGCUCAUACCUAUUAACAGACAUAACAUUGUAAUUAAUAGCAGUGGCGUGAUGUGAUUUGUGCUUAUUGAUUAGCAGUCUAAUUUGAUAGAUUUGGUUUUACACGCGCCGGGCAUAACUCUUGAUGAUAAGGCAGCCGUCGAAAAGUAGAUCGAUAUAUUUGGUUAAAUAAUCAGUUUUGCAAGGACAUCAUCGCUUGAGACCAGAUAUAUUUAUCGAAAAAGGCACUAAAUUACGAAAGAUGAAGAAAAAAACACCAGUGCAGGAAGAUUCUCCAGCACAAUAUAGCUAUGGGAUGACAACUAUAAAUGAAUUCAAAUAUAUUAACGAGCGGCCGGUAGAUGAUAUCUCAUUGGAUUUCUUUUACAAACCUCACACAAUUACUCUAUUGGCCGUAUCAAUUUUCGGUGUCAUGUAUUUCGCUUUCGUUCGAGAUCAAACGGAUAUACAGGGUAAUAUUUGGGCUGGUAUGGUUACCGUGAUAUUCUUUUUCCUAAUUAUCUCGGUGCUAGCCUUUCCAAAUGGCCCUUUCACACGUCCUCAUCCGGUUGUAUGGCGUAUGCUAUUCGGUUUAUCCGUGCUGUAUCUACUAUUUCUAUUAUUCCUGAUGUUCCAAGACUACCGUUCAAUAAUGGGAAUAUUCUACUGGUUUGAUCCAACACUGCGUGCAUUCCACAUUGACAUGGAUAAGGAAUAUGGUGCUAAUUGCUCUGACAUUUCAUUUGAACGCGUCUGGUCACAUGUGGAUGUAUUUGCUUGGGGUCACUUUCUGGGUUGGGCGUUCAAAGCGGUACUUAUCCGACAUAUGGGUAUUCUGUGGGCUAUUUCGAUUAUGUGGGAAAUUACAGAGAUCACAUUUGCUCACUUACUCCCUAACUUUGCUGAAUGUUGGUGGGAUGCUCUUAUUCUAGAUGUACUGAUUUGCAACGGCUUGGGAAUCUGGUGUGGGCUUAAAAUUUGUAAGCUGCUCGAAAUGAGAGAAUACAAGUGGGCCAGUAUUCGAGAUAUUUCCUCAACAAAAGAAAAACUGAAACGCGCAGUGCUUCAGUUUACUCCUGAAAGCUGGGGACCAGUUCGAUGGCUCGACCCGAAAUGUACUUAUAUGAGAUUUUUUGCGGUGAGCCAACUGGUAUUGCUGUGGCAGUUGACUGAAUUGAAUACGUUCUUCCUUAAGCAUAUCUUCGAAAUGCCCCCGUCGCAUCCCGUUGUUAUUGGUCGGUUAGUAUUCGUAGGUCUAUUCACUGCGCCUUCCGUCCGACAGUAUUACAUAUAUGUUACUGAUACUCGAUGUAAACGAUUGGGAACGCAAUGUUGGGUGUACAUUGCCAUUUUAGUCUCUGAGGCGAUUUUGUGCAUCAAGAAUGGUACGGAAUUGUUCGAACGGACGCAGGUUAAAAAUAUCGUGAUGUGGCUAUUCAUACAAGCGGCGAUUUCAGUGCUUUUUGUUUACGGUUGCAUGCUGUGGUACAAAUAUGUCGAUGACAGUAACUCACACAGCUCUUCUCCGAUUAAGCACUCGAAACGCGAGUUCAACGACUCUACAGUGGCAUCAGAGAUUUCCAAGGGUAAAUCAUCGACAAAAAACACUCCAAAAACUACUCCUACCAAAACUGCACGAUCUCAUCAAAAUAAUGUUAAAGAAGAUUAGAUAAAUGGAUUGACUGGUUUUGAAUGUUUGUGACUCUAUCUCAUUGGACUAAGUUAAUUUAGCAUUGUUUUUGUUCAGCAAGUUCAUUUUAGAUAACAAGGCAUACCAGAAACAUGGAUAAACUGAGAUCAACCGCUUAGUAGUAACUUAUUAGAAUGAAAAAAAGAAAUGUUGUGUGCCAGACGUAUGGUUAUUUUGUUUUUUUUUUUUUUAGUUAAACUUCAAGUUGGAACUUUGAUACCAGUCAGGUUUGGACUUUUGUACGUAGAUUUCGUUGAAAUUGAUAGUAUACUGUGCAAAACUGUAGACUAAAGCUCAAUUAAUUUAACAGCAGGAUACAAUACAUGCACGAUGGAGGUAAAAUGCUUAGUUCUUGAGAGUCAGUUGUUAAGUAAAAUUUUUAUCGUAACAUGAAAACUCCUACGUUUUCUGAAAUGUAUGCUUCAGUACAGAUCAAAUUAUUACUUUUCGAAAUACAAUUUAUUGACAUAUCCUGUUGGAAGUAAAGAAAUUAGAAAAUCAACGGUUCAAAAUUUGAUACUGAAGGAAGUGAUCGCUCGGAAUGUGCUUAGAUUGGAAUGUUGUAGGUAUUUAAAAAUUACCAAAAGAAUUGAUUCGUACUAAUUUUGAUGACCAUUUGAAGACCAUAUUUUGAAAAAAAUAAUAAAAUGCAUCAUUAAAAAAAAUUGGAAACAUUUAAUAAAAAUCGAUAUCAUUUGUGGCGGUUUUCAAGCAUGCUUUGCUCUAUGGUUGCUAUGUAAUAAAAUUUGACGUGCGAAUAAACAAAUAUUUCGUGUUAAGAUUAGUUUAAGCACCACGCAUAGUGAACAAGGCUGAUAUUUGAAAACAAAAAAAAAACAAUUCUUAUUGUUCUUCGGUUAGAAUAAGUACAAGAACUACUCCGGUCGCGUUAGGUAGUUUAUUCCAAAUUACUAUGAUGGCUUCAAUUUUUAGAAAAUGAACAUUCUUCAUAACGGUUGAGUAGCUAUCAUAUGACAAUUAUAUAAUCAUGAAACUUGGACUCGCAUUGACCGUUGCAUUAAUGUUACUGUUGACGUGUCCGUAAUACUGAUCACGGCAGUUUAUUCUGAAGCUAAUGUACCUACCUGGAAUAGAAAUGACAUCGGUUUCUUGUCACCAUAGAGUAUGAAUGGACAAUAGUUUUACAGAUUUAUUUAUUAACUGUAACAGCUUUUGGGCUUCCUAUCCUUGUUUUUUUUUUAUCACAAGCGUUUUUUUUGUUUUCUUUUUGAGAUAAUUUGGUUGGUGCAAAGAGUAACAUAACUCUACAUUUGGAUUUUAAUAGUUAAAUGUUCAAAACAUAAAUGGGGUCUAAUCUAGAUUUUUUUGUUUAGUUUAUUAUUGCUAUCUGUACUAGUGUUUCAUUGCGCAUGUUAAGCUGCAUUUUGUCGAAAUUUUCUAGUCAAUAAGAUCCAAGAGAAAGACACCUAGUUUUAGAAGUUUUAAGGAAUAAAUCAUAAAGUUCAAAUAAAUCUAUUGUUUUUAAGAAAUAA